AUGAAAGAAGGCUUAUGGUUGGUCGCAAUAGCUGCAACCAUCCUGGCUGCAGCAGACCUAGGAGCAACCCAUCAACAUCAAAGAACAAUACCAACGGAAUGUCCUGCCGAUGAUCCUUUCGAUACAACGGUUCUUCUAGCUCAUGAAUCAGAUUGUAGCAAAUUUUACGUUUGCUUUUUAGGGGAAAAAAUAUUGAAAGAUUGUCCUUAUGAAAACAAUAAAGGCGAUCGGCUACAUUUUAAUCCAUUUAAACAGGUUUGUGAUUAUCCAGCUGAUGCAGGUUGUUUAACGCCCUCAAUAUCGGGUAAAAAACUAAUAACGCCAGCAGCUAAGCAACUAACCAACAAAGCAGAUACUAAAUUAACACCGCUAGUAACAUUACUAACAACGCCGCGUAACAUACCAUCGUCAUUAAUUAACUCAUCAAAUGUAAUCAAAUAUAAACCACAUCAGUGCGAAUAUAAUUUAUAUUACAAAAUUAUCAAUGGUAAUGAAAUACUUGAUCAAUGUGAAAAUAAUUUCCAUUGGAAUCAAGAAUUGGAAGACUGUUACAAACCAGAUGAAACGGAAUGCACGGCAAAAGGAAUCUCGGUGACAUAUUUAGAGUUACCAUUUGACGUAAGUUGUAUCGAUGGAGAAUUUUAUAUCCAUGAGUGUAGUUGUGUCCAAUAUUAUCAAUGCGUUUCUGGAAAUAAAGUUUUGAAAUCAUGUGAGAAAGGAUUGUAUUGGGGUCAACAACAAAGAAAAUGCACGACUCCAGAGGAAGCCAAUUGUCCACACGAAAAACCAAAAGAGUGUACGGAAGGUUCAACCAAGCCACAUCCAUGUGAAUGUAACUUAUAUUAUAAGUGCAUAAAUGGUCAAUAUAUUUUAAGGGAAUGUCCCGAUGGAUUGCAUUGGAGCAAGGAUCAAUGCUCACAAUAUUACAAGUGUAGUGAUAAUAGAUGGAAUUUACAACAAUGUCCCGGUGGAUUGCAUUGGAGCAAGGAUCGUCAAAUUUGUACUACUCCAGAGGAUGCUAAAUGUAUCAAAAUAUGUGACGAGGGUAAGCACAAACCAGACGAUGACAAGUGCGAGGUAUAUUACGAAUGCAAAGAUAACCGAUGGGAACUUAAGUACUGUCCCGGUGGACUCCAUUGGGAUCGAGUAAGAGACACGUGUUCAACACCUGAAAGUGCUAAUUGUCCAUGGGACUGUAAGGAAGGCUCUUUCUUACCUCAUGAAUGUGAAUGUAACAUUUACUAUAAGUGCAUAAAUUACCGAUACGUUAGAAAGGUAUGUCAAAAUGGAUUACAUUGGGAUAGGACGCAUAAUAACUGCACCUCACCCGAUCAAGCAAACUGUCCAAAUUAUCAUCCGAAAAUUUGCGAGGAAGGUUCUUACAAACCUGACGAUAAAAUAUGCGAGAUAUAUUACAAAUGUGAAAAUAAUCAAUUCGUUCAGAAAACUUGUCCAGCUGGAUUACAUUGGAAUAGAGUAAGUAACAUUUGCUCCGAUCGAGAUUCAGCAAAAUGUCCAAAUUAUCAUCCGAAAAUUUGCGACGAAGGUUCUUACAAACCUGACGAUAAAAUAUGCGAGAUAUAUUACAAAUGUGAAAAUAAUCAAUUCGUUCAGAAAACUUGUCCAGCUGGAUUUCAUUGGAAUAGAGUAAGUAACAUUUGCACCGAUCCAGCAUCAGCAAAUUGUCCUAACGCACCUCGCAAUUGUGUCGAAGGUUCUUUCAAACCUCAUGAUUGUCAAUGCGACAUAUACUACGAGUGCCAAAAUAAUCAAUACGUUCAGAGAAAAUGUGUAGAUGGAUUACAUUGGGAUAGGACACAUUAUAAUUGCACACUUCCAGACCUAGCACAUUGUCCAAAUUAUCAUCCGAAAAUUUGCGACGAAGGUUCUACAAAACCUCAUAAUUGUAAAUGCAACUUAUAUUACAAGUGCAUAAAUAAUCAAUUGGUAUUAAAGGAAUGUGAAAAUGGAUUACACUGGGAUAGAUAUAAUAAAUUGUGUGCAUUACCUGAUAGAGCAAAAUGUCCCAACUAUCAUCCAAAAAUUUGCGACGAAGGUGCUCACAAGGCUGACGAAACGGAAUGCGAUAUAUAUUACGAAUGUCAAAAUAAUACAUAUGUCAAACUAAGAUGUUCAAGCGGAUUACAUUGGGAUCGUACACAUAAUUAUUGCACAACACCCGACAAAGCAAAUUGUCCAAACUAUCAUCCAAAAAUUUGUGAAGAAGGUACUUACAAACCGGACGAUAAGAUAUGCGAAAUAUAUUACAAAUGCGAAAAUAAUCAAUUCGUUACGAAGGCUUGUACAGGUGGAUUACAUUGGAACAGAAUACAGAAUAUUUGUACCGAUCCAGAUUCAGCAAAAUGUCCAAAUUAUCAUCCAAAAAUUUGUGAAGAAGGUACUUACAAACCGGACGAUAAUAUAUGUGAAGUAUAUUACAGAUGCGAAAAUAAUCAAUUCGUAAAGAAGACUUGUACAGGUGGAUUACAUUGGAACAGAAUACAAAAUAUUUGUACAGAUCCAUCAUCAGCAAAAUGUCCAAAUUAUCAUCCACGAGUAUGCGAAGAAGGUUCUUACAGCCCUCAUGAAUGUCAAUGUGAUGCAUACUAUAAGUGCAUAAAUAAUGAAUUGAUUUUGCAAUAUUGUCCAUCCGGCAAAUAUUGGAAGCGAACAGAAAAUAUUUGCACCGAUCCCAAAAUAGUCUUUAUAAAAAACAAUUGCUGGGAUUUACAGGUAUGCGUAAAACAAGAAAAUGCAAAUUGCAAAAAUAAAAAUGAAGAGACCAGAAACAUUGAUAUAGCUCCUAUAUCUUCAAAAACACAUGAUUCUUUACCGCAACCAGUUGAUAAAUUAUUUAACGCUGCCUCAAUAAAUCCUAGAGGAGUUCCAGAUCAUUGUCCAGCUCAUGACUCUGGCGAGGUGGUACAUUUGCCGCACGAAACAAAUUGUACAUUGUUUUACAAAUGUGUUGAAGGAAAUAAAGUUCUUCAUCAAUGCCCACCUACUUUACAUUUUAAUCCAGUAAAACAAGUAUGCGAUUUACCACAAUUUGCCAACUGCACUAGCAAACCAAAUAAAGAUGUAGAUGAACCACAAGAAAUAGAAGAACAUUCAUCAGGUGAAUCACUUGCUCAAUCAUCGACAAAACGUCCUACGAAACAAGGUAUUCCAGAUCAUUGUCCAGCACAUGACUCUGGCGAGGUAGUACAUUUGCCACACGAAACAAACUGUACACUAUUUUACAAGUGUGACGAAGGUAGAAAAGUUCUUCAUCAAUGCCCACCUACCUUACAUUUUAAUCCAGUAAAACAAGUAUGCGAUUUGCCACAAUUUGCUAACUGUACAAGCAAACCAAACGAUGAAGUAGACGGACAAGAAGAAAUAGAAAAUAAAUUAACAACAUCGCAAGUUAAAACAACAAGUCCCCCUAGUACUAAGAAACCAGGUGGAAUUCCAGAUCAUUGUCCUGAACAUAACACUGACGAAGUAGUACAUUUACCACACGAGACAAAUUGUUCGCUGUUUUACAAGUGUGACGAAGGUAGAAAAGUUGUUCUUCCAUGUCCGCCAGGCCUACACUUUAAUCCAAAAUGGCAAGCAUGUGAUUUACCACAAAAUGUAAACUGCACAAAUAAGCCAGGCAAUGGAGACGGAAGUCAAGAACAAGAAACUACAUCUCCAGAACCACAUGUUCCGGUAACAACAGAAAGCCCUAGUACAACAAAACCAGGUGAAAUUCCAGAUCAUUGUCCUGAACAUGACAACGGUAAAGUAAUACAUUUGCCACACGAGACAAAUUGUUCGCUUUUUUACAAGUGCGAUGAAGGUAGAAAAGUUGUUCUUCCAUGCCCGCCAGGACUACAUUUCAACUCAAAAUUGCAAGUGUGUGAUCUCCCACAAAAUGUAAACUGCACCAAAAAGUCAGAUAAUGGAGUAGACGGACAAGAAGAAAUAGAAACUAAACCUCCAACAUCGCAAGUUACAACAACAACAAGACGCCCUAGUACUAAUAGACCAGGUAUUCCAGAUCAUUGUCCAGCACAUGACUCUGGCGAGGUAGUACAUUUGCCGCACGAAACAAACUGUACACUAUUUUACAAGUGUGACGAAGGUAGAAAAGUUCUUCAUCAAUGCCCACCUACCUUACACUUUAAUCCAGUAUUACAAGUAUGUGAUCUACCACAAUUUGCUAAUUGUACGAUCAAAUCAGGUAAUGAAGUGGAAGUUAAUCAAGAAUUAUCAGAUGAUACAGCACAAAUUUCAUCGGAUUCUGUUCGGGCACCAAAAGAAUGUCCACCAGAUGAUCAUGAGAAAUUGGUGCACAUUCCUCAUGAAACAAAUUGCUCUCUCUUCUAUAAGUGCAACAGAGGACAAAAAAUACUUCAUCAAUGUCCACCAACUUUACAUUUCAACCCACAUUUGAAUAUCUGUGAUUUGCCAGAAAAUGCUAAAUGUGAAAGCAAACCUCAAGAGGAAGUUGAUAUAGAUCAAGAAUUAACAGAGGAUGUAGCACAAAUUUCGUCGGAUUCUGUUCGCGCACCAACCGAAUGUCCAGCUGAUGAUUAUAACAAAUUGGUUCACAUUCCUCACGAAACAAAUUGCUCUCUCUUCUAUAAGUGCAACAGAGGACAAAAAAUACUUCAUCAAUGUCCACCAACUUUACAUUUCAACCCACGUUUGAAUAUCUGUGAUUUGCCAGAAAAUGCUAAAUGUGAAAGCAAACCUCAAGAUGAAGUUGACAUAGGUCAAGAUUUAGCAGAUAUUUUUAAAGAUGUGGUUGUAUAACCUGUUACAAGAGAUUGUCGUAACUUCGGUGAAGUAGAAUAUUUGGCCCACGAAUCUAAUUGUUCACAGUUUUGUAAAUGUAU
This is a messenger RNA of Polistes dominula (European paper wasp), 4868 nucleotides long. RefSeq lists its product as uncharacterized. The record is from RefSeq and is a predicted model, not a curated record. Gene Ontology annotation, cellular component: extracellular region. Gene Ontology annotation, molecular function: chitin binding. Lineage: Eukaryota; Metazoa; Arthropoda; Insecta; Hymenoptera; Vespidae.